GGCGACUGUCCAUGGUGCUGCGUUUCUGUCAGCAGAUUGGCUUGGAUUGAAAAGAAAAAAGAAGCAAGGUAAAAAAAAAAAAACACAACACAGGCAGACACGCCUUUACACAAUAAUGUGAACAAAUGGCGAGUUUGCAGCCGUUUGGAGUCUUUUCUUCUUUGCGCCACCACAACUCACGCAGCUGUGGUGGCGGAGGGAUACCGAGCCUGUGUCCGCGUAACACUGCGCUACAACUGCAAAGGGGGGGUAAGAAAGAAAAUACAGGACAGAAUUGUGGUCUCUUUAAAGCCUAAGGCGAGCUCUGACACCGAGCGUACGCUUAACCGAAGGUGGGGGCGACGUUCCCGUGCCAUUUCCUGAUUGUGCGUCAACGAGGGAGGGGGCGCACUAUCUGCCGACGCGCAGGCAUACUGUUCCGAGCGCUCCAGGACCAGGGCCAUCUUUGGUCGUCCUCAAAGUGUGGACAACAUCUCUCAUUCCGACGCUUCGCAAUCUCAUGAUCCAAGACAAAACAACAACAAAAAACACUGCAAAAGUGCCAACCGAGCGUCCGAAGCAGCUGCACAGAGAGCGGGACACUCACUGGCAUUUCCCCCCCCCCCCCCCCCACUCUGGCCCCUGCGGGACCUUUCGCUGCGUUUCUCACGGAAAAAGAGGGCGAGACAACAUGGAUGAAGAAUAUGAUGUGAUCGUUUUGGGCACCGGACUCACAGAAUGCAUCCUGUCUGGGAUCAUGUCUGUGAACGGUAAGAAGGUUCUGCACAUGGACAGGAACCCGUACUACGGUGGUGAGAGCUCCUCCAUCACCCCCCUGGAGGAGCUUUACAAGCGCUUCAGUCUUCCCAACAGUCCGCCAGAAUCCAUGGGCCGAGGACGCGACUGGAACGUUGACCUCAUCCCCAAGUUCCUCAUGGCCAACGGCCAGCUGGUGAAGAUGCUGCUCUACACAGAAGUGACUCGCUACCUGGACUUCAAAGUGGUGGAGGGAAGCUUUGUCUACAAGGGCGGAAAGAUCUACAAGGUGCCGUCCACCGAGACUGAGGCGCUAGCUUCCAAUUUGAUGGGAAUGUUCGAGAAGCGCCGCUUCCGCAAGUUCUUAGUCUUCGUGGCUAACUUUGACGAGAACGACCCCAAGAGCUUUGAGGGCGUGGACCCCAAGACCACAACAAUGAGGGACGUUUACAAGAAGUUUGACUUGGGUCAGGACGUCAUUGACUUUACUGGCCACGCCCUGGCCCUCUACAGGACAGAUGAGUACCUGGAUUUUCCCUGCCUGGAUACCAUCAACCGUAUCAAACUGUACAGCGAGUCGCUGGCGCGUUACGGGAGGAGCCCGUACCUCUACCCCUUGUAUGGCCUCGGAGAGCUGCCGCAGGGAUUUGCCAGGUUGAGUGCCAUCUACGGAGGCACCUACAUGCUCAACAAGCCGGUGGAUGAGAUUGUGAUUGAAGGCGGCCACGUGAUCGGCGUCAGGUCUGAAGGCGAGGUGGCUCGCUGCAAGCAGCUGAUCUGCGACCCCAGCUACAUCCCCGAGCGCGUGCGCAAGGCCGGCCAGGUGAUCCGCGUCAUCUGCAUCCUCAGCCAUCCCAUCAAAAACACCAACGACGCCAACUCCUGCCAGAUCAUCAUCCCGCAGAAUCAGCUCAACCGGAACUCAGACAUCUACGUGUGCAUGAUCUCUUACGCCCACAACGUGGCGGCCCAGGGGAAGUACAUCGCUAUCGUCAGCACCACGGUGGAAACCGGCGAGCCAGAGUCCGAAAUCCAACCCGCCUUCGAGCUGCUGGAGCCCAUUGACCAAAAAUUUGUGGCUAUCAGUGAUCUGUACGAGCCCACAGAUGAGGGUACAGAGAGCCAGAUCUUCGCCUCCAGGUCCUAUGACGCCACCACUCACUUCGAGACCACCUGCAACGACAUCAAGGACAUCUACAAGCGCAUGACCGGCAGCGACUUUGACUUUGAGAACAUGAAGCGCAAACAGAACGACGUGUUCGGGGAGGAUGAGCAGUGAGCGGCCCGAGAGGGAGGCGGGCGGCCGUGGCGGCGGCGGCAUUUCUGAAGGGGCAAAAGGGGGUCGAUGGCUGCGGGCUGCAAACGUUAAAAUUAAGGUGGCGGGAAAGCAGAAGUGCUGUACCUGUCUUCAACCAUUUGCCUCCUUUUCCCUGUACCCCCCCAACACACACACGCCACGGUCACCGAAAGCAGGGCCGACACUGUCUUUCAUUCCAUUGUAGAAUCUAGGAUCACAUCUGAACCCUCGGCAAUUCUCAAGCACUUCAUUCUUUCUCGACCUUCUUUUCUCAUGUCAGAUAACAUCUUAGCAGAGAUUAACAGGGGUGUCAAACUCAUUUUAGUUCAGGGGCCACAUUCACCCCAAUUUGAUCUCAAGUGGGCCAGACCAGAAUAUUUGUAGCCUAGUAAACCACCAUUCGCACUCACAUUCAUACCUACCGUCAAUUUAGUGUCUUCAACUAAUCUAGCAUGCAUGAUUUUGGAACGUGGGAGGAAACCGGAGUGCCCGGAGAAAUCCCACGCAGGCACGGCGAGAACAUGCAAACUCCACACAGGGAGGCCGGAUUUGAGCCCACAACUGUGAGGCAGAUGUGCUAACCGGUCGGCUACCGUGCUGUGAAUAAUGACAAAUUCAAAUUUUUUUGGGUGCAAAUUAUUCCAAGUACAUUUGGAAAAUAUUCAUAUUUAUUGACCAUUAUCUUAUAAUAUUAGUGCAAUUUCAACAUUAGUAUGAAUCAGUGUUUUUAUAUACACGUGCAACUUACAGAUCUCAGUGGAUCUAUAUACUGUAUGUUCCUUUUAGAAAACAACUUUCUCUCAGCCUUUACAAGUGCAUCGAUAUCUGGCGUCAAAUCCUGAGUGGCAGCCAAUUUCAGAAUACACACAAGUGGUUAUUGAAGUGGUCGUCAGUGCGCCGACCAGUGGCCAAAAUUAGCCACGACAGAAACUUGGAUUGAAAAAUUGCAGUGAAUGUGUUCUAUCCCCACGGCCCGACUUGGACCCCCAGAUGGGCCGUACGUUGGACACCCCUGGUGCAUGCAUCAUAGACACACACGGUAGUAUUGCGCAUCGCCUCAUACGCUCGCAAGGCCGGACCGUCGCACCGGUCAGCCUUGCUUUCACCCGUCCUUCAAUCCACAACGUGCGUAUUCAGUCGACGGCUCCGCCGACUAAUGUGCUAACUUUGCCGUGCUGUUGUGUCUCCACGUGCGCUAGCGGGCCAGCUAACCGGUUGCUCUUUUCUGUCACUCCGCCGGCCAAACUUGCGGCAUUCCUUUUACCUUGCAGUAGUUCUAACCUUUAAAAGGAUUCCAGAGUUUUACGUCUUUGUGUUUGGUGCACGUUUUCACUGGCUGAAGUUAUGACGUUUACAGAGGGGAGGUUCAAAGUGCGCUUCAGCACAAAUUGUAUUGAAAAAGUAAACAAGGCUUUUUUAAAUUGUGGCAAUUGGAAGUGACAGAGAUAGGUUUGUGGAAAGUUUCACCGUUGAGUGAAUACAGACUGAAAUUUUGGCCGAUAGUGAAAAAGCCCGGUUGUGUCCUAGUUGUUCCAACCUUUGCGUAUGUCAUGGAGAUGAGUUCAUUGCCUGCAGGCUAAAUUGAAUGCAAGUGCCAGUUUGCCUCCACGAAGACAAAGCAGAAGAGAAAUGGCGCCCCACAACAAACAAAGCAACACGUUGGGAUUUGCUUGAAGCCUUAAUUUGGGCUUUGAUUCAAAUCUUUGGGCCGUUACUGUACCUCUUAGCGGCGCUCGCUCACCUACACAUCCACACUCGCCAAUUCUUUCCUUGGGCAUCCGCUCACUCGGCAACCCUGAGCACACUUAUUGGGGUGUACGUUGUACAUGUCUUAAUUAUAUUUGAUAUUUAUUAAAGAUGCUAUACAGUGCUAUCAUUUUGCUUGUUCUGCAGCGCGCACGCAUAUACAGAGCAAUGAUGUGUGUUCUAUUUGACUUUCUCCAGCCAUCCUUCCAGUGUUCGUCACGCUUGGAUUGAGGAAUGGCCCAAACCCGAACGCGAACGCUGCGUUCUUGCCAAUUUCACACGAUACACUAUUUCACUGAACAACAUUGUGUGUGUGGACAAAUGUUACCUGAAAAUAACUGGAAUACUCUUCCCUCGUGAAUAUAUUGCCCUGCCUUCCUCAGCAAACAGUGCUGUACAUCUCUUUUGAUUAUUUAUUGAAAACAAAAAGCCCCGUGUGUGGUUGUACUGUUUUAAUUCUCAUUGUUUGGCCUUUGAGACCCACUAUUGACAAUUUCCCGAUGAAUUGAUGAAAGAAAUAGGUUGAGUAGUGGAAAACUUACUGUCCUUGUUUGAUCACUAAUAUGUGAACAAUCCCUAAUGUCUUGUGUAACAAAUACAGUGAAUUAAAUUCUGAAUGAAAUGAUAGAAAAAUAAAAAAAAAGCACAUGGCGAAAUCUGGAAAAAA
Messenger RNA from Phyllopteryx taeniolatus (common seadragon), 4445 nucleotides. It is a transcript of the gene gdi1, whose product is annotated as GDP dissociation inhibitor 1. The record is from RefSeq and is a predicted model, not a curated record. Gene Ontology annotation, biological process: small GTPase-mediated signal transduction; protein transport; vesicle-mediated transport. Lineage: Eukaryota; Metazoa; Chordata; Actinopteri; Syngnathiformes; Syngnathidae. Gene Ontology annotation, molecular function: Rab GDP-dissociation inhibitor activity. The transcript is spliced from 11 exons. Bases 500 to 2014 code for a protein of 504 amino acids. Gene Ontology annotation, cellular component: cytoplasm.